Molecule: messenger RNA, 2817 nt
Organism: Jaculus jaculus (lesser Egyptian jerboa)
Lineage: Eukaryota; Metazoa; Chordata; Mammalia; Rodentia; Dipodidae
Gene: Lbh
Product: LBH regulator of WNT signaling pathway
Exons: 3
Coding region: 243-557 (104 amino acids)
Biological process (GO): positive regulation of DNA-templated transcription
Cellular component (GO): nucleus
Source: RefSeq, a predicted model, not a curated record
GCGAGCACCGAAGCCAUUCAUGAUUUUGGUGACGUGAUUCCAAGAGUGGGUGAGGGGCGGGGCCUCGGAGGCAAGCCCCGCCCUCCCCCGCCGCUAUAAAUCCGGCUUCCCGGGCUCUUUGUGGGACCCGGAGCUCGGGGUGCACCGCCGACGCCGCUGGCCGCGGGGCUGUCCUCACUCGGGACGCGGUGGCCGCUGCUCCGUCGCGAGGGCGUGGGUCAGCCUCGCUCUCCCGGGACUUCAUGUCUGUUUAUUUCCCCAUUCACUGCCCUGACUACCUGAGGUUGGCUGAGAUGACUGAAGUGAUGAGCGCCCCAUCUAUGGAGGAGAUCGGCCUCAGCCCCCGCAAGGAUGGCCUUUCCUAUCAGAUCUUCCCCGACCCGUCCGACUUUGACCGCUGCUGCAAACUGAAGGACCGUCUGCCCUCCAUCGUUGUGGAACCCACGGAAGGGGAGGUGGAGAGUGGGGAGCUCCGGUGGCCCCCUGAGGAGUUCUUGGUCCAGGAGGGGGAGCAGGACAACUGUGAAGAGACCGCGCAAGCGAGCAAGGAGCAGUAGAGUCCCCACGGGCCCCCGGGUCCCAGCGGCCGGCCUCUGACCCUGAACUGUUGUUCCCAUCCAGAUGGAAGAGAGCAAGGCGCAGCCGUUCUGAAAAUGUCAAGCGAGGCUUCCUUUUGCACCUGCAAAUCACCCAGUCAGUUUUCUGUUCUUUUCUUUCGUUCUAUUUUUUGUUUUCUUUUUUAAAUUCGUCGAGCAGCGGAGCCCUCUGACAACUUACAAGAUCUUCUGAGAAAGGGAGCUGCUGAGAAGAGGGGGCGGGUGGGGGAGGGGUGCUUCUGAGAUCCCUAUCUGAACCCCCUGCCACAGGCUGUGUGUGUGUGUGUGUGUGUGUGUGUGUGUGUGUGUGUGUGUGUGUUGGUGGGGGGAGGGGCAUCUGGCUGGCUGGGGGAGGGGAUGAUCAUAUGAGCAAGGAACAUUUGGGGUAAGAAAGCAAACACCAGGCAAAAGGAAAAAAAAAUACAUUUUGAAGAGAACUAGGGACGUGCUCACCAGUAUUUGCUCCAGAGAACGCAGUUUUCAUCUUGAGCUCUGAGUCACUGGCCACCAGCUUUUGCUUUUGUUUCAGGUGUGCUGGUCAACCCCAGGGAAAAGGGAAAGGGGCCGUGUGCACAGCCAUCGCGGGGGGGGGGGGCGGGGGGUGGGGGCCACGCUGUCCUUCCCCUGGACUCAGCCCCAGCUGCUGCAGGCUCGCAGAACCCAGUGGAUAUGAGGGUUUUAAGAAGCAGCCUUUUGAGCUUUUCUUCCCUGACUUUAUUUUAUUUUAUUUUAUUUGCCCCCCAGCACUUUUGGGGGAAUAGUGAGAGCAUCAUGUCUUGUCCUUGUUGGAUACCCCGAGACUGCAGGUGGACCGUGGAAGGGCCUGCUUCCGCUGUGGGUCUCGCAGAACAGACGCUCUAUGGAGUGGGCUGCCCCCGGCCUGCCCUUCCUUCUCCUGCCAUGACCCGCCUGCCCUGUGGGUUCCCAGCCUGGCGCCCUGUGAGUCCAAAGCGCAGCGGGAAUGUCAUGGUUGAGAAGGAGCCUUGACAGCGCGGCCUGGCGGGCACUAAGCUUCCCGCGAAGCCGCGGUGGGGUCCAGGUGGAGAUCAAGCUGUCCAGGGGUCCCCGCUUCUCCCCGUGUUGCUCCUGAAGCAGUGGGAGGAAGGUGUGGGGAGCCCAGCGGUGUCCCCCGUGGAACUGCGGUUCCCGCCCCGCCUCCCACCCCGCAGUCUCAGGCAAGGACAGCAGGUGCAUGAGGAAGACGCUUCCGCACGCAGAGCCUCUGAUCACAGCUCCGGACCUUCUGGACCAGAACAGAUUCUUCCCACAUCUCUAUUUCAGAGCAGGACUGUGCGGUCAAGAAGUGGACCUAUAGCCUUCCUUGGGCUUCGCUUGGCCAACCAAGGCACCCGUGAUGUCCCCUUGGGUGUUUGGUCGGUCUAGUCCCCCAGCUUUGUGUGUUUAGCUGUAUUUAAUACCUCAAGGGCAGUGUGACUCUGGGGCACACCGGGGCAGGAGGAUGGGGAGUGUGCUCUCAGCACGGCAUUUGGCAUUUGGCUGCCGCGGUCACCCCACGCCCAGCUUCCUUCCCCUCUUGUCUGCCUGUGACACACACCGAUGGCAAUAACUCCUUCUGCUCCUCGCGGAAGCAGGGAGGGCUGCGGGCAGCCACGCCGGGGCUUCUCUCGCACUCCCCGCCCUCCGAGAUCUGUUCCUCACGCCUCCUUCCCCUGCGACCUUUCGAAUCCCUUGCCUUCCUUUGUGGACGGGGGUCCGGCCUUUGAAAUUCCUGUAUUCUGGUGUCUCCUCACCCCUACCCCAGAUCCUGUGUCCUGGUCUUGCCGUGUGAUGGGAACGUGCUUGUAAACCUGUAUCAACUCGACUUUGUUUAUAUGUGUGUUUAUGGGGUGGUCUAUUCCUUUGGUCAGUCACUAGGCCGCAUUGUACGAUCAUGUGCAGUCUGAGCAGAACGUGGGCUGACAGCUCGUGUCAGGCCCCUCAACAGUGGGACCUGUUGGCGGGGGACCCAGCUGCUCUUGGACAAGUGGCUGAGCUCCUGUCUGGCCUCCUCCUUUUUUUUUUUUUUAAAGUAAUUUGUGUGUAUUUGUAAGUGAUCAUAUAAAAUAUCCCUAGUAUUUCAGUGAAAUGCCUGUGGUGAGACGACCCUCCUAUAACUUCUGUCUGCUCUGUUUUGAGGCUCAGGGACAAACUAGCAUUUUUUUCCCCCGAACUACUUUUUGUCACUGUGACAGUUGUAAAUAAAGUUUGAAAAUGCUUUCCA